This is a messenger RNA of Peromyscus californicus insignis, 360 nucleotides long. RefSeq names its product protein BEX4-like. Bases 1 to 360 code for a protein of 119 amino acids. The record is from RefSeq and is a predicted model, not a curated record. Gene Ontology annotation, cellular component: nucleus; cytoplasm. NCBI's taxonomy places the organism in Eukaryota, Metazoa, Chordata, Mammalia, Rodentia, Cricetidae. The transcript has a single exon.
AUGGCGUCCAAAGAGCAACAAGCCAUAAAAGAUCUCGCAGUGCAGAAUGAAGAAAAAGAAAACAAAAAAGGGAAGGCCUCCAAGCAAAGUGAAGAAGAAUCCCACCAGCUGGAAGAAGUUGAAAACACGAAGCCUGGGGAAAAUGUCAGAAGGGGACGAGUCAGGCGACUUGUGCCUGAUUUUCGAUGGGCCACACCAAAUAGACAUGUUGAUCACAAUGAAGGGGGAGAGGGUGUUGGGAAAUUUGUAGGGCAGGUGAUGGAAGGCAAGAAAAAGACUAGGGAGCAACAGAUGAGGCCUUACGGGCGUUUCCAGACACCAGAACCCGACAAUCACUAUGACCUUUGCCUCAUACCUUAA